Suillus paluster is the source of this 321-nucleotide messenger RNA. RefSeq lists its product as uncharacterized. Lineage: Eukaryota; Fungi; Basidiomycota; Agaricomycetes; Boletales; Suillaceae. The coding region runs from base 1 to 321 and encodes 106 amino acids. The record is from RefSeq and is a predicted model, not a curated record. The transcript has a single exon.
AUGGCUGAGGCAUGUCCACCCCACCAGCUCUUUACCAACAAACUCAAGUGCAAGUCUCACGACUUCAACAAAGAUGUUCCUCCGAUCAACUCCCUUGGUGCCAAAUGUGCAAAGAUUGAUGCCAGCGCAUCUGAGGGCGAGAAAAGUACUACAGACACCAGCUCCUGCAAGAACAUAGUCUUCCAUGCUUGGGAGGUGCGCGAACACAGGGAGAGAGAUGGCAAGCAAUGCCUGGCUUCGAAGGAUGGCCUGCACGCUGGGGCACUUGUUGUGGAGAGUGACAUUGUUCAGCAGGCAAUGGGCCCUGCAUGUCAUCUCUAA